This is a messenger RNA of Notolabrus celidotus (New Zealand spotty), 3707 nucleotides long. It is a transcript of the gene slc33a2, whose product is annotated as major facilitator superfamily domain containing 3. The record is from RefSeq and is a predicted model, not a curated record. Gene Ontology annotation, biological process: transmembrane transport. Gene Ontology annotation, cellular component: membrane. Gene Ontology annotation, molecular function: transmembrane transporter activity. The transcript has 6 exons. The coding region runs from base 225 to 1490 and encodes 421 amino acids. Lineage: Eukaryota; Metazoa; Chordata; Actinopteri; Labriformes; Labridae.
ACAGAACCUGGCAACCUCAUGGCUCAGACAGACCCUACUAUAAACAAGCGGAGCACCUUCACCGGUCUGCGAGGCUAACCAACUUUCUAUGUCAGUCACCCAGUUCAUCUGGAUCAGUAAGUCCAUACAAAGUGCUCCCCCAUACCCCGAGCAAUGACCAUGACCUGACCGAUGGACGGCUGCAGUGUCUGCUCAGAUAAAAGGGUCAACUUUGGAAGUAGAACAUGAAUGACAAACUGGUCUUCCUGGGCCUGCUAUACUUUGUCCAAGGCAUCCCAUAUGGACUCCAGUCUUCCCUGCUCCCUGUCUACCUGCGUGGAGCUGGUCACUCCCUCACCCGCAUUGGUUUCACCAAAAUCCUCUACUUCCCCUGGGUCCUCAAGGUGCUAUGGGCCCCAUUUGUGGAUCGGGUCGGCACCAAGCGUCGCUGGCUGGUGGCGACAGUUUCUGGGCUGGCUCUGACAUGUCUCACGAGUGCUGCCCUGGCCCCUGAAGCACAUAUCUGGGGGGUAGCCGGAACCCUGUUGGCCAUGAACAGCUUGGCCUCGGUCCAGGAUAUAGCUGUAGACGGGGCUGCGGUGGGGUUGCUGAAAGGUCGCGGUGAACUGGGGCUGGGAAACACGGCACAAGUCGUGGGCUAUAAAGCUGGAUCCGUAUUUGCAGGUGGCGGGCUGCUGGCUGUGAUCGACGUGGCCGGAUGGAGCUGGAUGUUCAUGCUGCUGACAUUUGUGUACGCAGGUGUGGCUCUGUUUGUGUGGGGGGCCCCUGUACUGGAUGAUGAGGCUGUGCGGGGCCAGCAGGCAGAUGGCAGCAGGAGGGGAGGGCAGGGGGCAGAAGCUAUGAGGCCAUGGCGGAUAUGGAGGAAGCUGCUGGCAGUGCCCGGCACCCCUUGGACGGUCCUGUAUGUGCUCACAUACAAAUUAGGUGAGCAGGGUGCAGUGACCAUGUUUCCUCUGUUUCUGCUGGACCAUCACAUGACGGCCCGCGAACUCGGCUUCUGGAACGGCGUCAUCGCCAUGGGCUUCUCCAUCUGUGGGUCGUCCCUCGGAGGCCUGCUGCUUGCUCAGUUCAGCAUCGGGGCUCUGAUGAGGCGUGUGUUUGUGUUGCGUACCAUCAGCAUGGUCUUCCAGAGCUCUCUACUCACGGUACUGGAACCAUCACCCACCAUGAAAGGUAUGGCCGUCCUGAGCAUGAGCAUCCAACACUUCCUGGGCGGUCUCAUCACCACGCUCACCUUCACUACCAUGAUGCAUUGCACUCAGAGGGCUGAGGAAGGCAUUCAGUCAACCCACUACAGUUUCCUGGCAACUCUGGAGGUGUUAGGGAAGCUGACGUUCAGCGCCCUAGCAGGAGGCGUGGUGGAUUGGUUCGGGUUCCAAGUUGCCUUCCUCUUCUUCCUCACCCUGUCCGCUGGGACGGCUCUGCACGUGUGGACGGCUACCUUCACUGGUGCUCUCAGGGAACACCAGCUCAAAGAGCAGCCCAAGUGAGAUCGGGAUGCGGGUCUUGAUGAGGGGCUUAUGCAGGUGCUGAAAGUGUGUUUGAGCAACUUAGAGAACCAGUAUUCAGACAACUUCAAAGUCCUUUAAUGCAGUGAAAUAAAACUCUCACGACUUCAGCAAAUCAUUUUAGUACAGUAAAAUGAAUAAGUUUACUUUCUGGUUCUGCCAUUUCUUAAAGGAGAAAUCAGCCAUGCUUUAUGUACUCUUAUUACAGAGUGUUUCUUUUGUCAUUGCACUUGCAAAACUGGCCUUACUUUUUACUUAUGUUGCAUUUGAAUUGUUCAGAAAAGUCUUAAUAUUUACUGUAGCUUGAAGACACUCGCCAAUGCAGAGUAGGUUAGGAUGAGCACAUUGAUAUUGCUGUAUUGGUUAAGGACAGAAUGGGAUCAUUGCGUCCAAUAAGAAUGAGAAACUGAUGUGUAGUGGGCAAAUAUAAUCAAAGCUGUUUUUAUCAUCUGAGCCAUUUUACUGUUUGAAGAAGCCAGCAAUAAGAGCUGCAGCUACAAGCAAUACCGCUACAUAGUGAUGCUUAUUCCAUCAUAUUGUACUGUAUAUAAAUCUGUUAAUUUCCCUGAGUUUUAUUGUUUACGGUUACUAACAAACGAUUCUCUACUACCUCGAAUCAGCACUGUAUGUUACAUGUAACAUGAGGUGAAUGUGCAGUAGCUGCAACAAGUAACAUGAGGUGAAUGUGCAGUAGCUGCAACAAGUAGAGUCCACACUCAUUCACAUUUAGUAAAUAUAAUACACACAUGCCAUGCUAACUGAGCUGCAAUACUUAGCCAAAGUAUGUGUAUAGUUUUUUAACCUGUUUUAUUCUGAAAGGUAUGGUAGCCAAUUAAGGCUAACCGAUCUGAAAUCGCCCAAACCAUUUGCAUUAGGGGAAACGUGCUGCAAGUUCAGAAGGGAUGCAGCUUUAUGAACACGCAUGUGAAAGUACAAAACAAAUGCAAUGGUAGAAAUGUUCUGCAUAUUAAAAAAGUGGGAUACAAGAAGAAAAAAGAGCUGCAUUAACAGCAAAAAGGUUGCAAAUCCACAAACACAGAAACACAGAAAACAUGCGGGAGAAAUGCGCUUCAAAUCAAGACAUGUCAACAAAACAAAAGUGCUCCGGGCCCCUGAAGGUGCUGAGUGGAACAGGUUAUUAGUGAACAGUUUUUUCCUUAAUUGAACUUAAAUUAACUUGACAAGAUAGCUGUUAAGAUAGAUAGUAUAGUUUAAUGACAGGGGAUAAUAUUAAAGUAUAGUUCAAUGACAGGGCGUUACAUUAAAAUUAAAGUAGCUGCAGGGUAAGAAGUGGUGAUUUUAGCUAACUGUCUGAAAUAAAGAAUUACUGUUUGGCUAUUUUUACUUCUUAUAAAGCUGUGUUUCUGCAAAGUGGUCAGUGAGGCCCGACCCACAGAGAGAUCAAGCACCCCAGAGGCCUGAAACACUGCCGGUGUCACAUCAUCAUUUUCAGCAAUUUUCUUUCAUAUUUGAUCUCUGAAUUCUUGCAUCUUUGGGAAUAUUUGCUGUUAUUGCAGAUGUUUUGUUUGUUUUUGGAUUUGCAGAACUUUUCUCUUUAUACUGAUAGUUUGGGUCGUUGUAAAUCGGUUAGCCUUAUAUUUCACCAUAGAAAGGGAAGAUAUAUGCAGCUAUUUAUUCUAUUUAUUUAACUGCAGAUUUUUUAAAUGAUUUUUUUUCUUUAUUGAAUCAAGCACUAACUGCUCCCUUAUUGUAGAUCCCUUCAGCCUCAUUGCAUGGUGUCAAAGAAUCAAAUCUAUAAACACUUCGGUACGUCUGUACAAUUGAACAGUGCUCUUGAUGAAACUUGAAAGACUGGUAAUACUGGUAAAAAUAAAGUUUUUCAACAUAUUUUCAAUCAUGUGUUAAUUAAAUGUUAAUAAUAUGUACUGUAAAAGCACAGUUAUUCUUCCUGGUACUGUACGCAAUAUUAGAUAAAAUUCUCAGAGCCUCAAAUAUGAAUGAAACAGCAGCGCAGAAUGUUUUUCCCUUUCAAGGCUCCACCGGAGAAUGUAUUAAUACAACUCUUAAAUUGAUCAUAAAUUUGGACAAGUUUGGCCAAAUUAAACAGCUGGUCACCAUCUUUCACUUUCACUUUCAAACUAAAGAAACAUCAAACCACAUCAUUACUGUUUCACCUGUGUAGCCAGGGUCACAGCCUUGAGAUUUGCACACAAAAUAAAGCUGCUGAGUGAACCUUAA